UUAAACAAAAAUAAGAUGGACGUGUUCUGCUCCUCUUGCGUGUCAAGUUUAAAAAAGGCUUUUUGUAGCGGGCCGAACAUCCUUCGGCUGGGUCCUUCCGCAAUAUCUAGUGUAUGGUACAGGUCUAUGGGUCUCUCGGAUCAAGGUUGGAAAACCCGGACCCGGUUAUGCCUUCAUACUAUAUAUACACGUCACUCCCUAUUCCCAAUAAGUGCGAAGCUCGAAAUUCCAUUGCCUCCUCUUUGUUUCUCUCCUCUUCCAUCGCUCUCUCCUUCGCGCGGGGCGCAUGAUAGAGAAAGCCCCCCACUUCUGUCUCUAGCUAUGAUAACUCUCGUCUUCACUUCACCCUCCUCUUCUUCUACUUUGCUCUCUCUCAAGCCUCAUACCUUGUCACUCUCCAGACUUAAUCACCACAGUAACAGGCUAAUUAAGAGGAAGGUUUUUAAGAACAACGGAAUAUGCAGGGCGGAGUUCUCCCGCGACGCGCCGUUUGCUGCGGCUAUUGGUGUGUCUAUGCUAUCUUCGCUGUUUUUGCCUAACACUGCUCGCAUGGACGAGGAUGGUGAUUCCGCCAUUGAUUCGACUGAUGCCAGAUUGAUGGUGAUGGGGAUCAUUAGUUUCAUUCCUUACUUUAAUUGGCUGAGUUGGGUGUUUGCAUGGCUUGACACGGGGAAACGGCGCUAUGCUGUCUAUGCUUUUGUAUACAUGGCUCCAUACCUCAGGUCAAACAUGUCACUGUCCCCUGAGGAGAGUUGGCUUCCUGUUGCUAGCAUUGUUCUUGGUAUCAUUCAUGUACAGUUGGAAGCGAGUAUCAAAAAUGGAGAUCUUGAGGGAUUUCAAUUAUUCAACAAGGCGUCAGUUUUUUUUUCAUCAAUGAUGAAAAGGAAAGAUAUUAAUUUGAAAGAGCAUGAGGAACUAUUUGAUGAGGGUAGACAAGAACCCAGGAAUCUACCAUCUGCUGAAGAACAAUUAAGAGAUGAGAUUCGGGAGUGGAGAGCCCCCAGAAAGCCCUCAGAACAUCAUGAACCUUCAAAUGGUGAUUGGGAUAAUGAUGAUCAGAGGAAACAAUAGAAAUCUGCUUCGGUUGCAAUAUAUAAUUUUUCAUUGCCUUGCAACAUUUGUGAUUAACCCGUCGCAGAAUUGAUUACUGUAAUAUAUGCUUGAAAAAAAAUUACUCUUUUUUAGUAUGCAGUUUUUCAUGACAGAGAAGCUGGUCACGUUAUCAUCUAAAAUUUCUUAGUAGGAUUUUGUGAAAA
Hevea brasiliensis (rubber tree) is the source of this 1256-nucleotide messenger RNA. RefSeq lists its product as uncharacterized. Lineage: Eukaryota; Viridiplantae; Streptophyta; Magnoliopsida; Malpighiales; Euphorbiaceae. The transcript is spliced from 6 exons. Bases 16 to 1071 code for a protein of 351 amino acids. The record is from RefSeq and is a predicted model, not a curated record.